AUGCCACCUAAGGAAAAGAAGAAUAAGGAAGAUAGGCCAUAUAAGUGUACCAUGUGUGACAAGGCCUUUCAUAGGCUAGAGCAUUUGACUAGACACAUUAGAACUCAUACUGGAGAAAAGCCACAUCCUUGCACGUUUCCAGGAUGUACUAAGAAGUUUUCAAGGUCUGACGAAUUAACAAGACAUUUAAGAAUACAUAAUAAUCCUACUUCAAGAAAAAAGAACAGAGCUGCUGGUAAUUAUAAUAUUGAUUCCGAUAAUGAACCAAAUAAAUCAAUGAACCAACUGACACAAUCACCUCAGGUUUAUACCCAAAUGCCUACUGCUGCUAUACCAGUCACUAUUGACAGAAAUGGAAAUCACAUCUACCACCAACCAUACCCCGUAUAUUUUAUUCCACAAGCACAACAAACGUCUCAACUGCCGGUUCAAUCCCCUCCACAACAACAGCAAGGAACUGCCUAUCAAACUCAAACACCGCCUGUAUCGAUUAACCCCCGUCCUUACCAACAACAACAACAAUCAGCCGUAUUUUCCUUACCAUCAUCGCCUACGAACUUCCUGUUAGUCAACCAGAUGGGCCAUCAACAACAGCAACCCCAACAGUCUCAACAACAAUCUCAACAAACAAAUUCUCUUCGUAAGGCUUUAUCUUCUGAAACUAUCAAAUUACCUUCAAUAAAUUCAAUAAACCCCAAAUCACCCACUUCUAGAGGUCAUCCAAUAUCAAACUCGGGUUCUACUACAUCAAUAACAUCUGGAAAUCAUGUAUUUAGCCAAGCCAGUAGCAUUUCAAGUGGAAAUUCUGCUCCUCAUUCGUUAAGUACAACCCCUGAUAAUUAUAGCAAUGGCUCUACCAUAAGCAAUCAAUCGCUAUCAAAUUUAAAGGAUUACUUUCACCAAAAUCAUCUGAAGCCGAAUAAUAAACUUUUCAAUGCUAGCUCAAAUUCAUUAUCUUCCAUGUCAGGAAAAAUGAAAUCAUCGUCAGCUACCAAUUUGGCAUCUUUAAAUAGUUUAUCGUUGCAAAGAUUAACACCUAUCAAACCUUUAAAUUCAAAUACCAGAAGCAAUAAUAACACACAUUCUACCACAUCAGUUCCUACAUAUUCUUCCAAUGUUACUAAGCAAAAUUCAUCGACCUCAUUGAAUCUUGAAUUUUACAUGCCUUCAGCUAAGAAAUCGAGACCAAAUUCCCCAGUACAAUUACCAAGUGCUCAUUCGAGCUCUUCUAUGCACCAACCCCAAGGUUACUCACAUAAUGACGCUACAUACUUCAUGCUGCAUGCACCAACUAACCCUGCCUUUAUGAUAUCGCCAAAUGAAACUCCACUACAGACCCCAUCACAAUCUCCUCAUUUGGGUCCUCAACAAGCACUUCUGGAUAAAUCUAUGAACUCGCUUAAUUUACUUAACGCAGCAGCCCAAAACUUACAACAGCAUGAGAACAGUACUCCAUCCACCCCCAACGAAGAAACCAUUGCUACCACAGGAACACAAUUACCUCCAAUCAGAUCGGUGUUAGAUUUCGUUAAAUUGCAUAAAUAA
Messenger RNA from Debaryomyces fabryi, 1545 nucleotides. Its product is annotated as C2H2-type zinc finger protein. The record is from RefSeq and is a predicted model, not a curated record. The transcript has a single exon. NCBI's taxonomy places the organism in Eukaryota, Fungi, Ascomycota, Pichiomycetes, Serinales, Debaryomycetaceae. Bases 1 to 1545 code for a protein of 514 amino acids. Gene Ontology annotation, molecular function: RNA polymerase II cis-regulatory region sequence-specific DNA binding. Gene Ontology annotation, cellular component: cytoplasm; nucleus.